This is a messenger RNA of Macroventuria anomochaeta, 489 nucleotides long. RefSeq lists its product as uncharacterized. Lineage: Eukaryota; Fungi; Ascomycota; Dothideomycetes; Pleosporales; Didymellaceae. Bases 1 to 489 code for a protein of 162 amino acids. The record is from RefSeq and is a predicted model, not a curated record. The transcript is spliced from 3 exons.
AUGGCACUCAUACCAAAUUCUAUCGUAGGCACCUCUGCCGCAUACAUUUACCCUCCCUCGCACUUUGCACUCUCCCCUAUCAUUGAAACCACAAACACAGCCACUGGCCCAACUGACACCUCCGACGACGCAACUGGCAAAGCAACUGGCGGACCUCAACUACAAGCAUUGUCGGGCCGAGACUUCAACCAGCAGUCGCCCCAGCAGCAGCCUCACCCACCUAGCGAGCCUCCAACUGAAGAACAACUUGAAGAUUUCCACGAGCACCCAUCGACUACCAACACGGCAGGACCCACAGUUGCUCAAGCUAGUACUUCCCGAGCCGCUAGAGACUCCUGGACUGCCUUUGGCCGGUCUAUCACAGGUCCCAUCAUAAGGAGACACCCUGAUCGACCUCGCCGCAGGUAUAGGGACGCAUACGGCGAUUUCAGGUUUUCUUAUGGGGGUCGGAGAAGGCCAGAAUCAAGUACGUAUGGAACACCUAGGUAA